Molecule: messenger RNA, 3438 nt
Organism: Octopus bimaculoides (California two-spot octopus)
Lineage: Eukaryota; Metazoa; Mollusca; Cephalopoda; Octopoda; Octopodidae
Biological process (GO): regulation of mRNA splicing, via spliceosome
Cellular component (GO): spliceosomal complex
Molecular function (GO): RNA binding
Source: RefSeq, a predicted model, not a curated record
AACCACUGGAAACUGUGUACUAAUAGCAACAUACAAAUGCAUUGUGGGUAAUUUCUUGCCUGGGAUUUUUUGCACGUUCUCUAGAUAGAAGCUGCAUAAAUACCGCAAUCAUGACGGAUGCAGGGUUCUUUAAGGGAACCACUGCAGAGCAGGACAAUCGGUUUGCAGAUAAAAAGAAAAAACUAUUGAAAUCAAUGAAGUUCGCAGAUGGAUUGGAGAAAAAGGUUGAUAUGAAUAAAGUGAAUGUAGAAACUCUAAAACCAUGGAUUUCCCAGAGAAUCACUGAACUUUUAGGGAUUGAGGAUGAUGUUAUUGUUGAAUUUGUAUAUAAUCAACUUGAGGACAAACAACAGCCAGAUCCAAAGGAUAUUCAAAUUAAUCUUACUGGAUUUCUGAACCCCAAAAACGCCCGGAUUUUUAUGCAAGAAUUGUGGGAUCUGUUAAUAAGUGCGCAGGAUAAUGUUAGUGGAAUUCCAACAAAAUUCCUUGAACAAAAAAAGGAAGAAAUAAAGAAACGUCAGGCUGAACAGGAACGGAUUCAAGCUGGUUUAAGAAAGCAAGAAGAACAUAUGAAAGACAUUAAUAAAGACCGUCACGAUGGUGACAGAAGAGAUCACAGGUCUCAAGAUAGAUCAAGAAGCUCAUCCAGGAGUAGGUCAUCAAAAGAUAGCAGUCAGUCUAGAUCUCCACAACGACCUUCAAUUGAUUCAAAAUCACCAAAGUUGAUUUCAGCUAGUUCCCCUGGCAGUAAAGAGGAACCCAGGCCUUUGGAGCCAAAGCUGGACAUAAUUGAUAUCAAUGAAGAUGCUGAGAAAGAAAAUAUAAAGAAUUUUGACAACAAAAAAAAAAGCGAGGAGAAAGUUACUGUAAAGAAAGAGGUGACCAAGAAAGAUAGAAAAUCUAGAUCUUCAUCUCCUGAAAGACGAGAAAAAAGUCAUUCUAAGAGUCCGAAAUAUCGACGUCGAUCACGUUCUCAAAGCAGAUCUCCUUCACGGCAUAGAUCACCGAAAUCCCAUAAGUAUAACUCACCUCAUAAAUCUCCCCAGAGACGCACUAUUUCUCCUGAGAAAAAGAGAAGUCCACCUUACUGGAAGAGGUCAAUAUCACCAAGGAAAAAGCACAGUUCUCCUCCUCGUAAAAGGAGGAGCCCGUCUCCAAGAAAACCUCGUAGCUCACCUAGGAAAAGGAGGAGUCCAUCACCACGAAAGCGGAGGAGUCCUUCACCAAGGAGACGACAUAGUCCAUCUCCAUGGAGGCGACGUAGUCCCUCUCCUCGUAAGAAAAGAACUAUUUCACCUAGGCCUAUCAGCUCUUUCAGAAGAAGAAUAAGCCCAAAUCAGAGAAAAUGGAUUGGAUCAGCUUCACCUAAUCCAAAUAAUAGACGUUCUCCACCAGGGCGCCGUCCUAUAAGAAGGAGGUCUCCAAGCUCCAGUUCUGUUUCCAGUAGUUCAUCUGAGUCUUCAUCAAGUUCAAGUUCAGCUGGUAAAUCAAAGCGCACUACUGAAAAUUCCAGAAGGGAUAAUAAGCAAGGUCAUAAUCAUGAAUCUGCAAAGGCUGCUUCUCCUGUAAAAUUAGGUAUUCAACAGCGACGCCAUUAUAGGACUCAUGAAGACACUGUUGAAAGUUCAACCUCUUCUUCUUCUGAAGAUGAAGAACCACCUCACAAAGAAUCUCGAGACAGAAGAGAUAAGAGAUCAGAAUCACCAAUACGAAAUCGUCGUUAUCCAUCACCUUCUCGACCCAGAGACAGAUAUGGUAGGAGAGACCUUAUCCGUGAUCCUGGUUCCCGACGAAUUAGGAGGAGGCCUUCUCCAUAUUCUAUGCGCCGGUCACCCUAUCCAUAUGCACCUAGAGGCUGGUCUCCUCAACAAAGAUAUCGCAGGUCACCUCCUCGCUAUGCAUCUCCUAGACUUAAAAGGAGUCCACCUCACUCUCCAAUGCGUGCUAGAGAUCGACCUCGCUCUAAUCGUCCUCGAGAUAUUUCUAGAUCUCCAUCGCCAAGACGCCGAAACAUUCCUUCACCUAACCAGAUGCGGCGAAGACAUCGAAAGGUUACACCAGAUUCCCCUCCUCGUCAGAUGAGGCAACAUUCACCAUAUGCUAGGUCCCCUCCCAGGAUGAAAAGAUCACCAUCACAUUCACCACCGCCACCAGUACGUCAGAGAAGAAACAUCUCGAAAUCUCGCACUCCUUCUCCUCCUCGUAAAGUAAUUCAUGGUGACCACUCGUCAUCAGAAUCACCACAGAGAGUAGUAGUGAAAAAGGUCUUGCCAGGAGCUAAGAGAGAUCGUAGUGAAUCGGAAUCUCCCGUUUGCCGUGAUGCUUCACCUCAAAUGUCUGUAAUGACAAGGCGACAGAUUCCAGCAACACAACAUCAAUCUUACCUGAAACAAAAAUCUUCUUCAAUGUCGGGUUCUGCAUCUCCAUCACCUGAACGUUUCCGACAAUCACCAUCACCUCUUCGUCAAAGAACAAGUAAAACUGUAACAGUACAUCAACACUCAGAGAAUCUAUCUCCUGUGGCAUCACACCAAAGAAAAGUUCAGGGUGUAUCAGCAUCUCCAGAAAAAGUGAACACUUCAUUGAAACUCCCCAAGAAACGGUCAUUAUCUCGGAGUAUGUCAAUGAGUCGUAGCCCCUCUCCAGUUCUGUCCAGAAGGAAAAAAUCAUCAUCACCUCCAGCUAAAAAAGCUCGGGACGAUGUUGAAUCAAGCAAGUUAAGAGAUUCCCCUAAAAAAACUAAAAAUUUACCUAAAGAUCAACAAAGGUUAAGUAGUCAAGAUUCGUAUAAGUCAAGACCACUUUCUUCAAACUUAUUAGUUCCAGAACCUGUUUCUGUUGACUCAAACCAUCCUUCUCUUGAAAAGGUGUAUCAGGAUGACACAAUGUUCCAAGAUUCUUCUGAAUCUCCAAAGAAAAAGCUAAAAACAGAUUCAUCAGAGAAAAAGAAAAAGAAGAAGAAGUCUUCCUCGUCUGAGGGAUCCGACAGUGAUGCUGCAACAAAGAAAAAGAAAAAGAAGAAGAAGAAGAAAAAGCACAAGAAACAUAAGAAGCAUAAGCACAAGAAGGGCAAAGAGGAAGAAGAGGCUGGUUCUGAUAGUGCUGCAGAGCAAGAAAAACUGGAACAGUUAUUGAGAGAAAAAGCAUUACAGUCUCUGAACAAGGCCAAAACCAAUCCUGCCACAUCAGGCAAUGAAUCCAGUUCUGGAACAUUUCAUAUUCCAACAGAAUAGUUAUUGAACUUCGGUAGAAUGUGACAGCAUUUUACAGUCUGUGUUACAUCUUACUAUACCAUCACUAUCCAUGCUGUUGCUGCUGAUAUUACUACUACUAUUACUUAAAAUAGUGAUCUUAUUUGUUUUGCUGCCUUGAACAUAUCGUAAAUAAUUAUUUACUUAAUAAAGUACUGGUGCAGAUAAACUGGUAAUCUAAAUAUUG